UUUUUUCGAAAACCUAAACUUCCAAGCAAAAUAGGCAGUGUGUUACCAUUCAACCUGAAAUCUAUUGAAACUUAAAUCCGAAAUUAAUACAUCAUUAAAAUGAAUACAAAAGUGAUUUUUAUUAUUUCUCUUUUUCUGGGCUUACGAAUUGGGACAGCAGUUAUCGGGGCACCAGCAUCCAAAGAUCUUUCGGGAGAAUUGGCGGAGCCUAAUAAUACUGUUGAGUCCCUGCCAGAGGUCAUACAUCCAAUUUUAGGUCGUCUCCACAAGAUUCCACAAUACUUAAGACGUCUAAAAAUCGACGUGGAAAAUGAAUUGCAGGGAAAGAUUGAGCCUAAUAAUACUGUUCAAUCGUUGCCAGCGGUCAUACAUCCAAUUUUGGGUCGUCUCCACAAGAUUCCACAAUAUUUAAGACGUCUAAGGAUCGAUGUGGAAAAAGAAUUGCAGGGGAGGAUUAAACCACAACUCUCUAUGUGGCCUCCUUUCUUCGCAGUUUCAGUAGAGCAGCCAAAAACCAGAGAUAUUCAGGUCAAUCCGCAGAACCGUAUCGAGGAUGUCCAGCCAAGUCCAAGUGUGGGAAAUUUAAAGUUAAUGCGCAUCCUCAUCGAACACGUUUGGAAAGAUGCCAAAGCACUCAUAAACAAGAAAAUGAAAGGAAAAGACAAUGAGGUUUAGAUGAUUUCAAAUGAGAGGAACUUGAUGAUGACAUUUUUUGAGAAGGAACUUUUAUUUCGAAUUCUUUUUUGGACGACGACAAUAUGUUAAAGUAAUAGAAGAAAGGCAGUGUCCAGAUUGAUAAAUAAAAAAAGAUAAGUAUGGGAGAAUUUGCCGAGGACUCCCGAGGAAAACGAAGAAAAACAUAACGAGAUUGUCCAGAUAGAAAAAAGAAAUACUCCACUAAAAGCUUUCAAAACAAGAGGGCAAUGAAAGAAGUUUUCACUUUCCAAAUAAUAAACAACAGAUAAAUAGGUA
Messenger RNA from Drosophila subpulchrella, 972 nucleotides. RefSeq lists its product as uncharacterized. The record is from RefSeq and is a predicted model, not a curated record. The transcript is spliced from 3 exons. Lineage: Eukaryota; Metazoa; Arthropoda; Insecta; Diptera; Drosophilidae. The coding region runs from base 100 to 675 and encodes 191 amino acids.